This is a messenger RNA of Diatraea saccharalis (sugarcane borer), 618 nucleotides long. The record is from the annotation of a GenBank genome assembly. Lineage: Eukaryota; Metazoa; Arthropoda; Insecta; Lepidoptera; Crambidae.
AUGGUGUUCCCUAAAAAUAUAUUGACAUUGCAAUAUAAGACUUGUGCUAAAAUAUGCUUUAACCCUUUGCAUGCAUUAAAGCAUGUGGCUAACACUGUGAGAGCUAUAGAAGUCUCUUGUUCUGAAGCCUGGUUGGAAGCUCGUCCUGAUGCUGAGAGAAAAAAGAAGACAUUCGAUUGGACUUUUUCUACAGAUUACAAAGGAACACUUUCAGACAACAUAGCUGUGGAGUCCACAAAUGAAACAAUUAACUUUGAUCUCUUAAAACAGAAAGACCAAAUCCUCUUUUACCAUGAUCUUACAUUGUUUGAGGAUGAAUUGCAUGAUCAUGGGAUAUCUAAAUUGUCUGUAAAAAUUAGAGUGAUGCCAUCUUAUUGGUACAUAUUAUUAAGAUACUUUUUGAGGGUUGAUGACGUACUUGUGAGAUCUAAUGAAACCAGGAUGUUUCACAUGCUCAAUACAGAUUAUGUACUCAGAGAGUAUACAGCCAAAGAAUCAAAAGCACAAGACUUACACAUGCCCACAAAUCAAAUGAAAGAAGCAGAUGACGUUAUUCCAUUUCUUGCAGUGAAGGAAAAAGUUACAGAGAAAUUAGUUUUCACUGAACCUACUUUAUAG